Messenger RNA from Labeo rohita (rohu), 3509 nucleotides. Its product is annotated as tripartite motif-containing protein 16. The record is from RefSeq and is a predicted model, not a curated record. Gene Ontology annotation, molecular function: protein binding; zinc ion binding. The transcript has 6 exons. Bases 631 to 2301 code for a protein of 556 amino acids. NCBI's taxonomy places the organism in Eukaryota, Metazoa, Chordata, Actinopteri, Cypriniformes, Cyprinidae.
CAACAUUUGUGUUUGUUCUUAUCAUUUCUGGUCAGGUAGGCGAAAUAUUAGGCUGAAAUCCUAAUUAAUAUUGCUCGUAUGUAUCUUUCCCACCUAACUUUAGUUUGAACCCUGUCCAAACCCUCUAUUUACUGUCUGGGGAAGUAGUUGCCAAAAGUCAACGCCAUGUCUGCAGAUUCGAGUUAGUGUAUUAUGGUCAGACUCGGAUUUUUUUUUUAUUCCAUCCAGCUGGAAGAUAUCAAAUAUAUUCGAUAUUUUUUGAUGAGCCGAUUUUAGGACACAUAUUGUUUGUCAUGUGUAUCAUAGCCUAACAAGACGCACGUUUCUGCAUGAGUUUCUUGUGAUCAAAACAACUUCAAAAUUUGGUAGUGUUCGAUCCUCAGUCGUGUACGAUGUCCAGGUUUUCCUUUAUUUCCUGAUAAUUACAAAGUCGGUAAGUGUAUGAUGCCCAAUAUGUUAACAUAUUGACCUUAUUGACACCUGGUUUGCGAAUUUUUUUCAAACAAAGAACCAGGAAGCGUUUACUCUCAAGUUCAGGAAAACGAAACUUAUUGUCCUUUCGCUUUUGUGCAUUGAAAAGGACUUAGGUUGGAGUAGUCUACGCUUUUGUUUGUGCGCGCAUGCAAUAAAAUGGCAGAAUCCAGUAUUCCAGUGACUCAAGGCCAGUUUAACUGUUCAAUCUGUCUGGAUCUACUGAAGGAUCCAGUGACCAUUCCCUGUGGACACAGUUACUGCAUGAGCUGUAUUACAGGUUACUGGGAUCAGGAUGAUCAGAAGAGAGUCUACAGCUGCCCUCAGUGCAGACAGACCUUCACUCCAAGACCUGUUUUAGGUAAAAACACCAUGCUGGCUGAAGUGGUGGAGAAUCUGAAGAAGAGGAAACUCCAAACCGCUCAGCUUGAUGACUGCUAUGGUGAAUCUGGAGAUGCAGAGUGUGACAUCUGUACUGGGGAGAAAAACAAAGCCAUCAAGUCCUGUCUGGUGUGUCUGGAAUCUUACUGUCAGACUCAUUUUGAGCAUCACGAAGAAUUUCACUCAAAAAAGCGACACAAAGUAACUGAUGCCACUGGAUCACUAAAGGAGAUGAUCUGUCCUCUUCAUGAUAGGUUGUUAGAAAUGUACUGUCGUACUGACCAGCGCUUUAUAUGCAUGCUGUGCAUGUUGGAUGAACACAAAAACCAUGUAACCGUAACACCUGCUGAAGAGAGGACUGAGAAACAGAAACUCUUGGAAGAAACCCAGAGAAAAUUCCAGCAGAGAAUCCAAGAGAAAGAGACAGAGCUUGAGAAGCUGAGAGAGACUGUGGAGUCUCACAAACGCUCUGCACAGGCAGCAGUGGAGGACAGUGAGAGGAUCUUUACCGAGCUGAUCUGCUCCAUUGAGAGAAUCCGCUCUGAGGUGACACAGCGGAUCAGAGAUCAAGAAAAGGUUCUUGUAAGUCAAGCUAAAGGACUCUUGGAGCAAAUUAAGGAGGACAUUGAUGAUCUGAGGAGGAGAGAUACUGAGCUGGAGCAGUUUUCACACACAGGUCACGUCCACUUCCUCCAGAGUUUCCAGUCUUACAAUGUCCCUCCUGCAUGUAAGAAAUCGCCUAGCAUCGCUGUCAGUUCUUGUCUCUCUUUUGAUGAUUUGAGAGUUUUUUUCACUCAGAUGGAAGAGAAACUGCAGAAAGUUUUAAAAGAAGAGGGAGAAAAAACGUUUAGGAAUGUAAGAUACACAGAGAUGAUUCCCACUCCUGAAUACGAGAGCAGGAAUGAGUUUCUGCAACAUUACCAGCGGAUCACUUUAGAUUGUACCACAGCUCAUGAUUACCUCAAGCUGUCAAGCUGGAACAGAGUGGUUACUAACAUGAAAAAAGACCAGUCACAUCGUGAACAUUCUGACAGAUUUGAUCACUGGUAUCAGGUCUUGAGUAAUGGGAGUUUGAAUGGACGCUGCUACUGGGAGGUUGAGAGGAAAGGUUUUGUGUAUAUAUCAGUGUCAUAUAUGAGCAUCUCCAGGAAGGGACGGAGUCGAAGAUGUGAGUUUGGAUCUAAUAACUGUUCCUGGAGUUUGUCCUGCUCUAACUACAGUUGUUCAUUCUUGCACAGUGGCACAAGCAUUGCACUCCCUGAGGUACCUAGCUCCUCUAGAAUAGGAGUGUAUGUGGAUCACAGUGCAGGAACUCUGUCCUUCUACAGCGUCUCUGACACAAUGAGCCUCAUUCACAGAGUGUACACCACAUUCACUGAGCCUCUCUAUGCUGGGUUUUGGCUUUACUAUGAUGCACAAGUGGAAUUGUGCAAUCCAACAACACAAUAGAUUACAGUUACUGGGUUGUACCUUUUCACGUUUUUUGGGGUGGUAGAUGCCUCGGGGAACCGUUUAUAGACCUUACAGCAACACGGAAAAAGUCAGAUUUUCAUGAUAUGUCACCUUUAAAAUGUAAUCAAAUGAAAAUUAGAAUUAACGUAUUUUUAUUUUGUCAGAUAAGAUGCUGCACAAUAGAACUGUAUAAAUUAAAAAAUGAUUUGGUUGCAUGAUAUUUCUUUAAAAUAAUAACAUUAUUGCUUUGAGAACUGCAAUUUAGUACACAGUAGUAAAAUACUUCUGUCAUAAUUUCUUCAAGUUAAACCGGACUUUAAUUUUGACAGGUUGUCCUGAAGUUUUACUUUCAGUGUAUUUGACGGCGGUUUUUCUCAAAUGAAAAGGUGUAAAGCUGGUGAAGUGACUCUCAGAGGUGUUCUAGAGAUUAAGUUAAAAGUUCAUUUCCUCAUAUUGAGCUCAGAUGCUGAAAACUCCGCGGCAUUUGAGUUUGAGUAUUAGAACUAACCGCGCUAUUCAUUCACCAGAGACAGGCAGAAAAUGCAGACAUAUUAGCGGCAUGCGCUGACUGCUCUUGUGUUUGUUUCUGCUUUGUGAUAGGAUGUUAAAUUAAUCCAUAUCAAGUAAAAAGUAUCAUCCAAUAGUAAGUAAUACAGACCAUCUCUGGAGUGGGCGUGGCCAUUUGUAAAAUUUAUGAGAAGGUCCUGGCUGCAGCCUGCAGAACGGGGUGGAGCUGCAUGUGGGGCAGGGCUACAUGUGUCGCCCCGCCCACAAAUUAUAUCAUUGGUUAAUGACCAACGCCCUCAGCAGGAUUUUAUUUCUACUCGUUUGUCGCUGCGUUGGUGAGUAGUUGAGCUACGAGUUGUGUCUUAUUUGAUUAGUUGUAAUGUUUGAUUACAACUUAACUGGUUCUGGGUUUUUUUUUAGCUUGUUUACUGUACACCUCGUCACAUAGCAGCUUUUAGACUUUGUUUUUGUUAUAAGUCAGAAAUGACAAAAAAACAACUUCCUGCAAUACAAAGUCAAUGGUGGCCUUGGUUUCAGAUUAUGAUGCGUGUAUCUAUGCUAGUAGUCGUCAUUCAAGCCAAUGAAUGGUUAUUCCUUUUGUAAAUACAUUUCAGUUGCCCAUGGAGGUUUUGAAGAUGAUACUCCUUGAGGUAGUUCUACUGGAGGGAGACACUGCCUAAAUGACUCUGUCUCUCACA